Tetrapisispora phaffii CBS 4417 is the source of this 1200-nucleotide messenger RNA. RefSeq names its product proteasome regulatory particle lid subunit RPN9 (gene RPN9). Gene Ontology annotation, biological process: ubiquitin-dependent protein catabolic process. NCBI's taxonomy places the organism in Eukaryota, Fungi, Ascomycota, Saccharomycetes, Saccharomycetales, Saccharomycetaceae. The transcript has a single exon. The record is from RefSeq and is a predicted model, not a curated record. Gene Ontology annotation, molecular function: structural molecule activity. Gene Ontology annotation, cellular component: cytosol; proteasome regulatory particle, lid subcomplex; nucleus. The coding region runs from base 1 to 1200 and encodes 399 amino acids.
AUGCAUGAGUUAGAUACAAUUUUAAGUACUCUACGUUUGGAGGCUGAUCCGGAGUUGUCUACUUUGUUCUAUCAAUUUGAAGAGCUUUACGAGAAGAAAUUGUGGCACCAGUUGACUCAAUCUUUGAUUCAAUUUUUCCAUGAUCCAAAAUCUGUUUCUUUGAGAUUGAGGGUCUACGAUACAUUCAUUAAUAAGUUCAUUGAUAAGAUCAAUCAAUUGAGCGUAGUUGAUUUCUUAUUACUCUCUUUGAAAGCCACUGAAGAUAGCGAAGAGGCUCUAAGAUAUUUGAAUGAAUUAAUUCUAGAAUUCGAACAAAUCGAUUCCAAGAAACAAAGAAAUGACGGUUUGAGAUCCCAUGAUUUUGGUGUGUUUUUAAUUAAAAUAGAAAUUGCAAGGAUUUAUUUACAUCAAAAUGAGCUGAUCAAAUCAAAAGAUGUGUUAAUUGAUAUCUCAAACAAAUUGGAAUCAAAUGAGUCCGUUCCUUUAAGGGUAACAAGUGCUUUUUAUGACGUUAAUGCAGAAUAUUAUAGAUUGAAAAAAGAUUUUAAUUCAUAUUAUUAUACAAGUUUAUUAUACUUAUCAACGUUAGAUAUGUUCAACAAUGGUGGCUCCACAAAUAUUACAGUCUCUAAUACCGACGAGGAUAUGAAGAAUUUCGCUUAUAAUUUAUCCAUUGGUGCACUAUUAGGUGAUAAAAUUUAUAAUUUUGGUGAACUCUUAAAUCAUCCAAUAAUGAAAUAUUUGGUCACCGAUUCAAAAUAUGAAUGGUUGUUACAACUGUUGAAUUCUUUAACUAAUGGUGAUUUCAAUCAAUUUGAUAAAAUAGUUACGGUACAAAUCAAAAAAAAUAAAAUACUGGCAGAACAUGAAUCAUUUUUAAGACAAAAAAUUUGUUUGAUGACUUUAAUUGAAAUUGUCUUCGAAAAAAAUAUAAGAACGAUAUCAUUCGACGAUAUAGUCGAAGCUACUCAUUUACCAAAGGAUAACGUGGAACAUUUAGUUAUGAAAGCUAUAAGUUUAGGUUUAUUAAAGGGUUCGAUCGAUCAAAUAGUUGAACUAGUUACAAUCACAUGGGUUCAACCAAGGAUUAUCAACGUGGAACAAAUCAAUAAUAUGAACCAAAGAUUGGUGGAAUGGGAUGAACAGGUAAAACUUCUAGGUGAAAAAAUUGAACUUCAAGGUAAAUCCAUAUGGGUUUAG